Drosophila miranda is the source of this 1111-nucleotide messenger RNA. RefSeq names its product transmembrane protein 256 homolog. Lineage: Eukaryota; Metazoa; Arthropoda; Insecta; Diptera; Drosophilidae. The record is from RefSeq and is a predicted model, not a curated record. The transcript has 4 exons. The coding region runs from base 156 to 698 and encodes 180 amino acids.
GAAAGCUCUAGAAAACUGGAAACUGAAAAAUCCUAGUAGGCAACAGGAUGUUUUUCAAAGUUUUUCGAAGUCACUCUCAACAUUUCUCUAAACGUAGUCGACAUCUAAUCCUCUCCAGUGUAGUGAAAAAGAAUUGCAAUUAAAACUAAAACAAAAUGAUAGACGACGAUAUUAUUGACGCCAUCAGCGUGAAUCCGGUGGGCCGGGCCAUUAUCUAUACGGGUGCAACAAUUCUGCGUAUUCUUGGGCUACGCCCAAAGAUCAUAGUGCCCCAGGAGAUGAUGGUGCCGCCAGUGGUGGUCCAUGAGGUGGUGACGCCCAGCUUGUUUGACUACCUCGACCUGAUGGUCGCCCAGAAAUUCAAAUUUGAGCUCCUGGCUGGUAUAUCCGGCGCCUUGGCCCUACUCAUGUCCGCUGUCUGCAAGAAUAUGGUGCGGAAAAUGAAUCCAAAAGACCAGCAGCAGGCCCAGGAAUAUGCUAAUUGCGCUAGCCGCCUACAUUUAACUAGCUCGUUCGCCAUGAUGGUCAUUCCGUUCGCCCAUUUUCCAGCAAUGACCGGCACACUGAUGAUCAGCGGAACGGUUAUAUUCAGCGGUUCGAUGUACUAUUGCGCCCUCACAGGAGAGCGGCGCAUCAGGUCGAUUGUCAUCGCUGGUGGCAUCCUAAUGGUUGCCGGCUGGAUGUCGCUGAUCAUUUAGGAUCAACACAACAAAAAUCUUUGUUUUGUUCUUAGUAUGUAUCUUUUCAAUAUUCAGUUAGAAAAAAUCAACGAAAACCCAUUCACUGCUAGUAUCAUAUCUUCCAUUAAUCUACCGAAAAAGGAAAUAAAAAUGUCAAAAAAAUCCCUGCUAAGCCACUGCCGAAAAACGAAAUAAAAAUGUACAAAAAAAGGAUCCUUUGGCAGAUAUAAGAAGAAACUCUUUGCUCCACAACAGCAACAAAACUUGCCAAAACAGAAAUAUACAUCGAUGGGGUUUAAAGGAGCUACAUCCCUGCAGCUAAUGGAAGAUACAAUGUGUGGUUCUUGCAGUUCUAAAACACUUCAUUGCGGCCUAAUAAAAUUCAUACAACAAAUUUAUAAUGUUACAAGGCAAAAUACUAAGUAAAAAAA